UUUACACUUGCCCUCUCAACCAAGCAUAUCGGAGACCAUGUACGCUGGUGUGGACAAGUAUGGCGGUGCACUUGUAGGCGAGGGUCAACCUGACGGUAGUGCAUCGAACACGACAACUCAUUCCUCUGGAUUAUCACUCGAAGAUGCGAUCGAGACUGCCGCCGCAGAAGAGACCGUGGUAGUGGACGUGUCCUAUUCGUAUUUGGAGGACGAAGAUGACCCAAAUUCCGUGGUCUCCGGUGUGUCCAAGGUACUUCUGUCCGCUCAAUUGAACCCCGAAGCCGGUGGACUUAUGUGGGUCGAACAAAACAGUCCGCAAGAGGCCUACAAGAACGUUGUAGCCAUGUCUCAAAUGACGUCCAUGCUGCGGGAUAAGGACCGCAACGACUGCUACGACCGCGGCAUCAAGCGCGCCAUCGCCAAGUUUAAAACCGAAAAGGGUCGUGCCCCGAUAGUACUCGACAUCGGGACUGGCACCGGAUUACUAUCGAUGUUUGCAGCUACACACGGGGCCGAGCACGUGUACGCAUGCGAGAUGUUUGUGCCCAUGGCCGAAAUCGCCGAACAGGUUACGGCGGCCAACCAUCCUGGCACGAUAACGGUCUUCAAACUGCGUUCCACAGAUUUAAAGGUCACACCGGAUAAGAUACAGGAUAAGGAUCCCAACACCGUAUACCACCUCCCUCGACGUGCUGACAUGCUAGUGUCGGAGCUCUUCGACUCCGUAUUACUGGGCGAAGCGGUGCUGCCUACGAUCCGUCAUGCCAUGCAGCAUCUACUGACUCCAGACGCUGUUAUUGUACCGGAAAGGGCCACCGUGUUCGCUCAGGUUAUUGAGAGCGAGCCAGUCUUCCACUUCAACAGCUUCGAAGUACAGGAUAAGACCACUGGUCCAAAGUUGGCUAGAAGUGACACGGCGUGGCAAUGUGAAGGUGGCAAACCGGCACUGCCGGUGCAUUUCCAAUCGCUAGAGAACGACUCUACGUUUCUGACGAAGCCGACGAAAGUGCUAAGCUUCGAUUUCACAAAGCCAACGACAGGCGCUGCAAAGUACCAGGAGACUAUAGUCGAUGUGGUUACGGCUGGAAAGGUACAAGCGGUACUCAUGUGGUGGGAAGUGAGUUUCGAUGAACACAACAGCGUCAUGUACUCAACGAAGCCAGAUGCUCAGAACUGGCAGGAUCACUGGGUGCAGGUCGUUUUCCCACUAGUGGGGGGCAUUCAGACACAGGUUAAGGACAAGCUUAUGUUGCGUGCUCACCACGAUGACAUCCGUAUCUGGUUCGACGUCGAAUCUUUGCCAGCCAAAGACUCGCCUAAGAAAGCCAAGCGUACCGUGGUCAGUGAGAAGCCUCCGUGCACCUGUGGCCUGCAUCUCAUCUGUAACGCUGAGCGGAUCUCAAUGCUAACGGACACUGCACGACGUGAAGCUUACAACUCAGCCGUGGCUUCCGCAGUGGCUGAACUGACCAAAACAGAGCCUCUGCGUCCGAUUGCGUGUCUGGACAUCAGUGACGGAUCUUUGGGAGCGCUUCUGGCUGCUUCACACAAGCAGGUCUCCAGCGUCACCUCCAUCGAGUCCAAGGAGGUAUCUGCGCGGAUUUUCGACCAGAUUUUGACGUAUAAUAACGCUAACGCCGAGGUUCUUAACAGCGGUGUUAAAGGGCUACUGCCUGAGCACCUGAAAGACGAACCAUCGAGCGUGGAUCUGCUGGUUGGUGAACCUUUCUACUACUCGAUGCAGAAUCUUCCGCUUUGGCAGGCAUUCAACUUCUGGCUUCGACGAUCAGCUGUGGAUGGAUUGUUGCACCCGAAGGCUCGUGUGUUGCCUGCUAGGGCGAGAGUGUUGGCGCAAGCUGUGCGAUUCAAGCACUUGCACCAAUGUUUUGGAGCAGUGGGAAAUGUUUCAGGGUACAACCACAGUUGGUUCGACCAGUUUCAAGACGAGUACUACACCCGUAACUUUCCCUUUCCUGCGUAUAUGUACCCAUACGAACAAGCCUCGGAGGUUGUCGAACUGGCAGCGAUGGAUUUCACGCAGACAGUGCACACGGUCGCUACGAAAUCCUCGAUUAAGGUUAAGGAUCCUGCAGCGAAUGCUGUGAUUGUCUGGGUCGAAUACGACUUGGAUGGUGCAGGCAAGCACGUGGUGGCUACAGGCCCUGCUGUACGAUACGCAAAGCAGCUCAUCCGCUUCCUCCCGCCUGUGUCACAUGCAGCUUCUGGUACUGCAUCGAACCGUAUGGUCGAGUCAAAAUUCUGCUUCGACUCACUGGAAGGUACGAUCGAUCUCACCUUUGAAGCGAAUUAGACAGACAAUAAAUGCGUAUGUGUUCACCUAUUUCCGUUUAAACUCGUCUCGUUGGUCUACUGAUGAGUGAAGCAC
Molecule: messenger RNA, 2386 nt
Organism: Phytophthora nicotianae INRA-310
Lineage: Eukaryota; Oomycota; Peronosporomycetes; Peronosporales; Peronosporaceae
Exons: 1
Coding region: 38-2311 (757 amino acids)
Biological process (GO): peptidyl-arginine methylation
Molecular function (GO): protein-arginine omega-N monomethyltransferase activity
Source: RefSeq, a predicted model, not a curated record